AUGCGCGCCGAUUACUCCGCCCUGUCAGUUUCAACCACGACUGAUGAGGCUGUGGAAGAUGAAUCAAUACCAGCCAGACCCCCGUUAUGGACCAGAGUGAAAAACCUCUCUCCAAAGACCUCGUUCUACUUCCGCCUCUUGGUUCUCAACGUCGCAGUCGCCGUGUUGGGUGUCCUCGCGACUGUGGUCUACGAGAGGAAGAGGGGACUGCCACCGCGACCCAUCGUCUGUUACUGCGGCUCCUCCAUCGCCGAGGCCAAGACACUUAAAUGCAAAUACGACAGCCUGUCUGUGGCAUGGCUACCGCCGCACUGCCGGAACGACGAGCUCACCGCCGAGUUUGAGAAGGCCGGCCCAGGAGAGAACGGGACGUGGGCAUACUACAAGGACAACAAAGGCAAAACACCUCUAAGUCUGGAAGAGGUGGCGGCCUUAGCGGACUUGCCUCACGAGCAGGCGUACUUUUACACGACGACCGGGUGGCAUGUGGCGCACUGCGCCUUCUACUGGAGGAAGCAGUACAGGAUGAGGGCGAAGGGUUCGAUGACGGAAAGCCGGUAUGAUAAGGAGAGUCAUAUCGAGCACUGCUACAGCAUCUUCAUGUCUGUGGAUCCGAGAGACUCGGUGAAGGUUGCGGCUCCAGUCUGGCUUGGAGGGGAUGCCACUGUUAAUGAUGAGAUUGAGGAUGAUGGCGGACACCAUUAA
This is a messenger RNA of Colletotrichum karsti, 705 nucleotides long. RefSeq lists its product as uncharacterized. The transcript has a single exon. Bases 1 to 705 code for a protein of 234 amino acids. The record is from RefSeq and is a predicted model, not a curated record. Lineage: Eukaryota; Fungi; Ascomycota; Sordariomycetes; Glomerellales; Glomerellaceae.